Messenger RNA from Ruditapes philippinarum (Manila clam), 11115 nucleotides. Its product is annotated as homeobox protein Meis1-like. NCBI's taxonomy places the organism in Eukaryota, Metazoa, Mollusca, Bivalvia, Venerida, Veneridae. Gene Ontology annotation, molecular function: RNA polymerase II cis-regulatory region sequence-specific DNA binding; DNA-binding transcription activator activity, RNA polymerase II-specific. Gene Ontology annotation, biological process: positive regulation of transcription by RNA polymerase II; eye development; embryonic pattern specification. The coding region runs from base 571 to 2073 and encodes 500 amino acids. The transcript has 12 exons. The record is from RefSeq and is a predicted model, not a curated record.
GACGCACACUGGUUUUCUGGCAUACAGAUACCAGCACUUCUGACACAUUUAGACAAGGGGUUACUGCCGAAUCUCAUGACUGUAUGAAAAUGCGAUAUAUCAUAACUGAAAAUCAUUUUUCUUAUCUGUAAAUUCCCCAAGUGUGGUCUGAUCUGUAUCCUAUAUACUAAAAUUCAAAACAGCCGUAUAUUCGCUAAGUCGGUCGAUAAAGAAGAAAACAGCGCCUCAUGCGCGACGCGCCGUCCCGCCCUAGGACGAUAUAUCUCUUUCUGACAGCUCAUUCGUUCGUUCGGUGUGCUGUAUAGCGUACAAGGCAUGAUUGACAGCUUUACAGUGUUCGGCCGAUACUAGAGACAGCAUACUUGCUAAACCAGGCUUGUGAUGAUAGUGUGUAGAAACGUUUACUAACAUUGACAGUUUUGUAUUUCUUUGACAGAAUCUCGGAUUUGUUUAUGCCAUCCGGAUACAUAUCGACGGAAAAACAGGGUGUUUUCAGUGCUUACGGACACGACGGCUAUUCCGGAAUCGGAUACUUCGAAGCCUUUGCCUUGGACUGCGUGAAACGGGUCCAUGGCUCAAAGGUUGGAAAACGAUUUCCCGGCCCACUAUGGCGGUGCUCUGGCUGGGAUGGAGAGCAUGUAUGAUCCUCAUCGGACCUCUAUACCAAGUGGACACUCUAUACCCCCUCACAGUAGUGUAAAUCAUGGGGGAUCUAUGCACAGUUCUUACCCGCCAUACUCGACCAGUAACUCUAUGGCGAGUAUGGGAACAAAUUCAACACAAGACAGUCAAUUAAAACGGGAUAAAGACUCUAUAUAUGGGCACCCGUUAUUCCCAUUGCUGGCGCUUAUAUUCGAGAAGUGUGAAUUAGCAACGUGCACGCCACGAGAACCCGGGGUGGCCGGCGGGGACGUGUGCUCAUCUGAGUCUUUCAAUGAAGAUAUAGCAGUUUUUAGUAAACAAGUUCUGGCACGCUCGGACAAACCCUUGUUUUCAUCAAAUCAUGAACUUGAUAGCCUGAUGAUACAGGCGAUUCAAGUUCUACGUUUCCAUUUAUUGGAGUUAGAAAAGGUUCACGAAUUGUGUGACAAUUUUUGCCAUCGAUAUAUUAGUUGUUUAAAAGGCAAAAUGCCUAUAGACUUAGUGAUAGAUGAAAGAGAGGGAACGGGUAGUACAACGUCAAAAAGCCCGGAAAAUCCGGACCCGUCAGACCUUCAGGAUCCCAGAUCACCUUCAUCACAGAACAAUAAUUUACCUCCCUUUUCAUCGCCAGACGACGCUCAGUCGACACGCUCCAAUGAUACUCCAGUAACUAGUCAAUCUAACACAAACUCAUCUCAAAAUGCUGAUAAUAACAGUGAAGCAGGAGAUUGUUUAGACAACAGUGUUGGUUCCGGCGAAGGCACUGCCGAUGAGGAUUGUGAAGAUAGAAACCCCAAACGGCAGAAAAAACGCGGCAUUUUUCCAAAAGUUGCUACAAAUAUCAUGAGAGCGUGGCUCUUUCAACAUUUAACUCAUCCAUAUCCGUCAGAAGAACAAAAGAAACAGUUAGCACAAGACACAGGUUUAACUAUAUUACAAGUAAAUAAUUGGUUUAUAAAUGCUCGUAGACGGAUAGUUCAACCAAUGAUUGACCAGUCAAAUAGAGCAGCUCCAGGGGCUCAUGCAGGGUACAAUCCUGAUGGAUCUCUAGCCUGGGAGAACCAACAUAUGCAAAUGGGUGCUCAUGGCAUGUACAGGGUACCAGGUAUGCCAGGAAGUGAGAUGUAUGACCCAAUGAAAGCUGGUUACCCACACAUGGAUGGUUCCCAGCGGUACGACAUGCUAGGAAUGCAUGGGGCGGACAUGUAUGGAGCUCCGCCUGUCAGUAGUUCAUACUCACAAAUGUCGCAGCUUCGUGGACACGGCACAAACUCUAUGCUCAUCCCUGGACAUCCUCAUCAUAUGAUGAUGGGUGCCCAUGGAGCCCAUGCCAUGAGCCCUCAUGGGAUGUCAAUGGGCUCAACACAAAGCCCACCUCUUCACAGUAGCAUGGACUCUAUGGGACACAUACAAGAUAUUCACGCGGGUUAGCCAAAAAAUUUGUGUUAAUUAGGUUGGGUUUGCUUUUUAAUAUAAAAUACACACACGUGAUGAAGUGAACGUAAUGUAGUGUCGUGAACAGGGUGAAACUUUUGUAUUAAUCUUAUCAAAAAAGUAUUAUUUAACAAGGGAGAACAGAUACUGAUCUGUGGACAUAGAAAAUAGUUCUGUUAUCUAAGUGAGGAGACAGAACUGAACCUUGUUGUGUGCGGAGCUUAUGCUAAAUCUGCACGAAUAUACAUUCAUCAUAAUACGGGUGAAUAUUUAUCUUUCUUCGAGUACAAAACAAUGAUAUGAAACUAUGGUGAUAGACAGCAAGCAAUAUUAGAGACAAAAAAAUCACAAACACUGAGUACUGCUGAUAUUUACACAGGGUUUGCUGAUUUCUUGUCCAUGGAAUCAGCAAAGAAAAUAAUACAGUGGGGAAACUUCAGGGAAUUAAAUUCCCCUGAGUCUGUUUGUUUUUUUAAAUGAAGAUAAUUAACAUAUUUACCCAUAAUGCUAAGCAUCUGGGUGUCAAAGGUCAUGAAGCAGCAUGUUCAGCUAUGGUACUUUGGUGCAGGAAGGGGCAACCAUCAUGUAAUGUAGAUGUGACUUAGGGAAAAAGGAAAAUUGCCUGAUUCCGUAAAUAUAUUAUGGUUGUUCCAGCCAGAACUAGUCAUAGAAUGCAAGUGCUGAAUGCUGGAUGGCUAAUAACAUUCAAUGUUCUGCUAGGAAAAAAAAAUUCUUUGUUGUCUUAACUGUUUCUUGCUGUUGAGUUAUUGCCCUUUGUUACACACAUUAUUCUAUAGAGUAAUGUCCCCUUUGUUACUUGAUGUUUUUACUUACAGUAUUCGACUAGUCUGACAUAUACAGUUGAUUUUGGUUUGAAUUUUUUCUUCUUAUGUGUGCUUUUUUUGAAUUCUUGGCUUCAAUAUAAUGUGCUGUUCUUUUUCUUUUUGUUUAUUUUUUUUUAGUUUCUUUUAUAUACACUAGAAACAUACAAUGUGCCAAUGUGUGAUCAUUCAUUGUUUAUAGAAAAAUAAAUAAAAUGAUUCUUUAAGAAAAUAAAAAAAACAACACAAACUUUUUAUGCUAAUUUAAGGCUAAAAGAAAUUUUUACAUAAAAAAGUGAUGUGUGUACAUAAAAAAAUAUUUGUGAAAAAUAUAAUGAAAAUAGCAACAGCAAACUUUUUUUCUAAAGUUUUCUUAAGAAUUAAUUCCGCUUGAAGUGGAGUGAAAAAUAUUUGCUGAAAAUAUAUGUUAAAUUUCUUAAAUUGUCAGAAGAUGGGCAAAUAUUUUGGGAAAUAUUCCAUUUAUUGCUAGUUUUUUUGUUUGUUUUUUUCUUCUGUUUGGUUUAUUAUAUAUAUCGGACAAUUGCUGAAAAUAACAAGAGAAAGUUACCUCAUUUUUAAUUUUUUGAUACAUUUUUUUUGUCUGAAUGCCACUGAAGAAAUUGAAGAUAUACAUGUUUAUAUAUGGCAUGAUUUUGUAUUACUAACGCUAAAUGAGAUAUUUGCUAGACUUUUGGACACCUUUGUGCGAAAUCUAAUGUAUUUUUACUUUUAUCUACACUGCAAUUUUUAUACUUAUAUGCAAAUAUAGUCUCAAUCAGGUAAACUUAGAUCAAUUUGUUGUCCGUGAUGGACAGUAGCAGUAAGCCACCAAUAUAAUUUCUAGCCAACUUGCACGUCUGUAAAGUCUGACCAGGCUCUAUACUGUUGGCUGAGUUAAAUAUUCAAAGUUUAAAUUUUCAUCUUGGCAUCCCUAUAAAUUGAUCAUUAUUUUUAUGAAAGACCAAUACCAAAUUUGAUAUUUGCUAAUUCCUAAGGUAAUGAUUAAAGUAUGUUUUUUUCAUUUAAUGGUAUUCAAAAGUCUAGUAAAUAUUGCAUCAGCUAGCUUGUCUGUCCAUGACAUAAAAUUUUUAAAUGUAGAUUAAAUAGCAUUCCACCAUUGAGUUUAAAAUUCAUGUCUGUUACAGCAUGUACAAACAGAAAACCCAACAAAGUUUUAAACUGAGAAAAAGCAAUAAAAUACACUGUUUAUUUAUUAAUUUGUUGAAUUUUCGUGAGCAAUAAUGUAGCCUCUAGAUGGCUUGUAAAUGUGUUACAAUAAAACUUUUCAUUUUCAGUGUUAACUAUUGAUAAUUUAUGCACAUUUAAAGCCCUAUUUGAGUGCAUUUUAAAUUAAUUAACCAUGUUUAAAUACAUUUUGAAAUAAUUAGUAAAAUUAUCAUCUCCAAACACCAUGACUUUUUAUUGUAUGCUUCAUUAAAUUUAAUGCAUUUCUCCUGAAUUAAUUUGAAUUAAUUAUGCAUCUGCAAAGAGCAAAAAUUAAUAACAAUUUCAUUUUUUUCUGCGUUCUUGCUAUUUCCAAUUGAAUCAUUUUCAUACGACAAUUACAUAAAAUAACCAGCAAAAGUUUUUAUUAACCGCUUGUUUCUUUUCGAUUUUUUUUUUCAAAUAACAUAAGCAGAUGUUUGAACAAUUUCUUUAUAUUUUUUUAACAACAAUUUGAGAAAACACAACAAUUACAUAUACAUGUAUUCAAAUAUCAUGAAAGGCAAAAUUAAAAUUUAUGACUGAAAAUGCAAAAUUGUGCAAAAUUUAACUUUGAUUGCAGAUAGAAAAUGUCAGUAAAAUUUCUCAGGGUGGAUCUAUUGAAUUAGAAUCAACAAAGAUAUGGAUUUACUUGAAAAAUCCCUUUAUCUAUAAGGAAACUUUUAAAAUGAUUUUUCAUAUAGGAAUAUAUAUGGAAAAAACCCAUUCAAUAUUAAAGAAAUUAAAGGGUCAUUUUUGUACACUUACUUGAUAAGUUACAAUAUUGUAUAGCUGUUUAAUACAUGUCCCGCCAGAUUGCGUACAUUUCUACCACAAUUACACACAGUCAAAUUUCGGAUUCUGCUUGAUUCCUGAAUUAAAAUGCAUCAAAUUAAGUAUACUUUAUCACUCCCUAUCCCCACUCCACUCCCCCUAAACUAUUAUAUAUGAUAAAACAAUUGGUGCAGUGCUAUAUUAUUAUUAUUCCAUUAACUUUAUAAAAAAAAACUGUGUAGCUUAGAUCAUUAGAUACAAUAGAAAAUCACCUUAGUGCAGUAAUGGAAUAAGUCCUUCUAAGUUUAAUGAGUUAAUCAGUUAUUGCACUAAGGUGAUGAAAUAAACAUUAUGAUGCUGUUGUACAAACUGUAAUUAGUGGAGAACACUUAAAAAGGAGGUUUCACUUAAGUAUUGUAUAAAAGUGGUGAACCAUUCAUGUUUCACAUUGCAUAAAAGGUCAAGGUCACCAAAACUUGAUAUUUAUGAUGGGUGCAAUUCAAGAUAUUGUAAAUAUUAAGCGUUAAAAAUUUGUAAUUGGUACCCAUUAUUUAUAUCCAUAAAGUAAUGUUUAAUGAAAGAUUUUAAGGGGAUACAAGAUUAACUUGUACAUAGACAUAAUAAAUAACUGGAGAAUAUCUUGUACCCCCUUGAAAUUUUCCUUUGAAAUGGUGCAUGGAUUUUUUCAUGUUAACACUUGUUAAUGCAGAUCUGAAUUAUGGCUAUAUGCUGCCAAAUUGUAUGAAUGUAUAUGUAUUGAGUGGAAGAUGUUAUCUACUGUUGUUUAAUGUCCCAUCAAAAACUACAAAUUAUUGAAUUAACAGUAUUGUAUUGUUUUUUUUUUACAUUUUGUUUUCUUUAUUGUUCUGCUUCAUUUUAACUGUAUAAAGGGUUACUGCAGGGUGAAUUUCUAUUACCCUUCUUAUUUUCUGUAAUUAUUUUGUGUAGUUUUUUUCUCCCUUUCAAAUGGACAGUUGUUUUAUUUUAGAAUUAUCAUAUAAAAAUGCUUUACCACAUGCCAGUCAUAUGUUUCUAUUUUUAAAUAUGGUAGCAAAGAAUUAUCAGAAUUGUUUGUAAAAGAAGCAUUUAAACAUUAUUUUAGUUACCAACAUGUUCUGUCAAGAUUACUAUUGUUUACUAGCAUAUAUUUUGCAUGGGCAAUGCCUUUCAAAUACAUUGGUGUAUUCAGAAAGUUGGGAAAACUUCGUUUCAGUAAUUGUAAUUCUGCAUUAUAACAAAUAAGUUUUCACAACUUUUCUUACAACCUCUGACCAGAAUGUCAUCUUAAACAUUAAAAUGUUAAGAAAUAAAUAUAUAUUACCAUGUAAAAUGUAUUCAUUUAUGCUUUGAGAAGUCAGACACCAGGGUAAAUGAUUUUGUUUUUGAAAUGGUACAAAACUGUCUUAUAUAUUACGUGUAAUUACAUCUAGAUACCUCUGUCUAGGUGUCAACAUUUCAUAAAUGUCUUUUCAGUAUAAUAAAUAACUUUAUAUAAAACAUUACUCUGACAUCCUUCCAUCAAAUUCCAUGAAUAAAUUACAAUACAUAGAUAAAUAAUGUCUGAAUUCAUAAUCAACAAGUACAAAAGGUCAUAAAUUUAUGCAAACCAACUGUUAUUCUAACUAGAAAAACUCAUUAACAUUUCUAUGGUUAACGCAAACUGACAUUAAGGAAAAGAAUUCUUCUAAAAUAUUUUAUCUCCUAAAAAAUUUCUCAUAUUAGUGAAUGAUAAUUAAAAGUUAUUCAAGUGUCAAAAAAAUAUUUCGCCACCUCAAAAUGGAAAACAAUGUUUUAAUAUAUUCUGACAAGUGCUUACCUACCAUGCUAAAAGUCAACUUUUACAAGACGUUACUCCCAUAUUUAUUUCAAUCAGCCUUUUUACAUAAAUGUUUAAAAAUCCAUAAAACUUUAAGUGAUGAAUCAAAGUUCAUAGUUCAAAAUACAAGUAUGGAAAAUAGAGUUACGUAAACUAAGCAAUUUUUUCUUUACAUUAUCAAAACAUAUCAUUUAAAGCACAUCCAGUUCUAGCAUUUUGCUCUGUGAAUUCAUUUUGUUACAACACGGAUUGUUAAUGAUAUCAUAAAAAUAACUAUUCCAUUCUCAAAUAUAUUUCUCCAAUAAAAGUACAAGUACAGUAUUUCUAGAAAUGGUAAUUUUAAGAAUGUACAUUGCAUUUUAUGAUUAAAUUUUCAAGUUACAUUUAGAAGCAGUUUAACUUAUUCUCUUUUUCUGUAAGAAUAAUUCAGCCAAAAUUUACAUUUUCAGAUUUUUUUUUUUUACUAUUUGCAUUUGCUUCAUUGCAAUAUGAUGUAAAAAGAAUAUAUAAAGACUGAAAUGAGCAAUUUUAAUUGCCAUUUUUUUCUUCUUAAAAUAUAUCUUAAAAAACUUUGGAUGUUUACAAUGUCACGAUUUAAGCACUAAUUUCAACAAUUUUUUUUUUCUUUCUUUCAUUUUUUUUUUCAUUUUUUGAAAUUGUGUCACAUAAAUAAUUUUUUUUGAAUAGUGAAAAUAGGUCAAAUGUAUCAUUAAUUAUUAAAAAAUAUUCCUCGCUGCAGUAUGGUAACAUAUCAACAUGUAAUAUUUCUCUCCACAAAUCAGUAUUAUUCAUAUAGUCACAAAAGAUCAUCCAUUGAAAACCUGCCCUUCACCGUUACAAAAAGAAAAAUCAUAAAUAUUACAGCAGCCAUGAUGUAAUUUCCUAACUUUAAUGAUAUUUAUUUAAAACAUGAAAUAUAUGCUAAAAACCUUUAUUAAAAAUUAUUUACAUUAUGCUAAAAACAACGUGCAACUUUCAAUAUUAAAACAAGUCAAUAUUUUUCUCCAUCUUUUAAUGAAGAUAUAUUGACAAUUUAAGCUAUUAUUAUGUUGCUGUCAUGAUCACCUUUAGUUUUAACAGCAUUUUGAGAAAAAUUUUCAUCCCAAUUUCUAUUUCUGUAAUGUUUUUAUUGCUAUAUGAUUCAUAUAAGAUAUAUAUAACAAAUUUUCUCAUGUUACUGAUUAAUGGGCAUAUUAUCACUGCAUAUUUAUUCAUCAGAUACCUGGAUAAUGAAAUUGAAAAACAGAAAAGAAUAAUUCAUAAUCAUUAUGAUAAUUAUCAUUAUGAUAAUUGAUAAAUUAAGACUGAUUAAUUGUUGGCUUUAUUACAGGAGGAAAAUUCAUGAUAUAAAAAGUAUGUUUACCCGAUGCUAAUUAUUCCGGUUGCAUGUAACCAGAUGCCAAUUACCAGUAUUCUGGUUGUGUAUAAACUCGCCAUCUAUAAAUAGAUAUAAGAAAGUUGAGGUCAGUGAACAAAAGGCUUUUCAAAUUAUUGACAAUCAUGGCACUGUCUACCAUUAUAUAUAAAAUAAUCAUAACAACCCAGAUUACUCAUAUCACACAGAAUAGCUCAUUUUGCAUAUUUUAUCAAUUUUUGUUUUCUUUUUUUAUAAAAAGAAUAUUCUUCCUCGCAAAAAUCAAAUAUGAUGAUGUCUUCCAAUGUAUUAAGAAAAUCAAACCUAGUUAUUGUACAUGUGACAGUGAACACUGCAUUUACAACUUGCAUAUGAAUAAAAUAACUCUUAAAACGCUGGAAAUCAAAAAGUGAAGUCUGUGCCAACAGCAUAGUUAAAAGCCUGCCUGUCUGUUUGUCUGUCUUUGAAGCCUGACCAGGUUGUAUACUGCUAGCUAAAUAACUUCAAGUUUCCACCUUGGCAUUCCCAUAAUCAAUAAUGGAUCAUUCCAAAGAUGGAAGCUGAAGAAAUUCUAUUUAAGAUGGGUUAGAAAAUGUUUUGUAGUAUUUUGAUACACCUUAAUAAAAAAAAGCUUAAUAAGCUGUGUAAAGGAUUUAUAUAAUAUGAAUAAACUUGAGGCAGAGGAAACAUUAUUUCUGCAUUAUAGAUUUUAUAAUCAAUAUAAAAUUUUAUCGUCCACAAUUCAUAUAUAUAUAUAUAUAAAUAAACAUCCGUUCAUAAAUAUAUCAUUUGCACAUACAUUACAUUUUCUCUGUUCUAAAUUGAAAAUAAUUGCAUUUUAAUGGAACAGCAAAUGCUUUAGUUCAUUUUAAAAUGGUAAUUGGUACAUACCAUUUUAUUCUCAACUUCAUUUAAUUAUUCAUUUAAUUAUAAGAGCUUCCCUUAUUGAACACUUUGACAUUUUGAAAUUCAAAUGAAGGAAAUAAACAGUAUUAGGAAUAGCCAUAUUUUAUAAAAUAUUUCAUAUUAUGUUUACUUCACUUGUUUGUGAUUAUGAAAUUUAUUUCAUCGAGGAAACGUAAUUAAAUUCAACAUAAGACAUAAAUUACCAUUUUAAAUAUUAUAUAUUCUGUUUGCAGUUAAUGUAUUGUUUUUUCUGAUGAGCAAUCUGCAUAUAUAAGUAAAACAUUUAAAUGUGAAUUUAAUAUUGUAAAAUUGCUGUUGUUUUUUUAUGAGUGUUCAUUUAUGUAUAACUGACAUUUUCAUGAACUAUAUAUUUAUGACAGUCAAUCAAUCAAAGAUCGGAAGUCUUGAAGUUGGUUUGAAACCUCAUAUUCAUAUAAAACAUUUAUAACUUACAUAUAUACAUGAUGGUUUCUUGAUUUACAGGAACCAGUUGUUAGUUUUAUUGUUUAUAAUUAUGCAAAUAGUAAAAAAGAAAAUAGAUUAAUUAAACACCUCAAGGUAAGGGUAAAAUUUGUCCUGAUCUUUUAAUGCACCAUCAGGAAUAGUUUAUGUCCAUUUCUUUAUUUCUUUGCAAAAAAAGCUUUUCAAAUUGUUCUUUUGCAGUGUUUCAAUUUGAAUUUUAUCAUUACUUUUAUUAUUAUGUUUCAAUUCUGUGUAAUACAAAUAUAUAUGAUAAUCUAGAAUUGCUUUAUACACUUGGUGAAAACUGGUAAAAUUUUAUGCUUAUUUCAUUUUAUAAUAAGAAAAAUAAUGUAUCAAAAAAAAGGGUAAAAAAUCAUUAUUUUAUGAGAUCUAUUAUGUAUAAAACAUGAAUUUCUCGAUCUCUUUUUGUCUUUCUGUAUAUAUUUUGAUGUGAAAAAAAUUAACAACUGAAAAUUUAUAACACUAAAUUUUAUACCAAUUUAAAAGGUCCUUGUAUAGCAAAAUAAAUAGUAUUAUUAAGUUAAGGCAGAAAUUAAUUUCAAUGUCUUUGAUUAUUUUGUUGGAAUCUUUAAAAUUACAAGAGCUGGACUGACAGUAACAAAAAAAUAUAAAAAAGAUCUGAAGAAAAAUAUGUAUUCUCAAAGAUUAACAAUAAAUCACAUAUAUGUUUAAGUAAAAAUGAAACUAAGUUUACUUCUAAAGGGAUUUUUCACAAGUUGUUUUACAUCAACAUGUAUAUAGAAAUUCUCCUUUCCAAAACCGUCCAUUUUGUUCCAUUCCUCAUAUAUCAGGCAAUGUAAUUAAUAUUUCACUGUAUUUAUACUUUCACAUAAUAUUUACAACAUUUUUAUGAAAAACUUUGGGUAAAAACUUCUUUAUCAAGAACAUAAAUAGAACUAUUCUAAAAGAUAUUUUGAAUAAUAAAAGAAUGUAAUCUAGUAAAGUGAAUGUGCAUGUAUCAUUAUUCUUAAAUGCUUUCAAACAUUUAAUAAGAUAUGUUGACUCUUUUUUUUUUAUAUAUUCAUUAUAUAAAGAAUUACCUAAGUCAGCUGGCGACACCUUUCUUUAUAUUGUUACUGUUUUAGGUAAAAUAUGGUGUUUUUUCUGUAUUAUUAGAAUAUCUUAAUUUGUAAAAUGCCAGAAAAAGAAGUUACGAUAAUACCUCAGUUUGAAAAUUUGUCGUAAAAUAUGCUUCCAGCAUUCACCAAUGAAACAAGCACUUGGGUCAAGCACAACUUCCCCUCUUCUUUCUUGUUACUGUUCUGAAAGUAAAUGAUUUCAUGGUAUUUUAACCUUGUAAAAAAUAAAUGAUUCAAGGUUUUACCAGAUGUAAUUUGUAAUAAAAUAUUCAGUCAUUCAAAAGAGACAACAAUUUAAUAUCACAUGAUUCCUGUGUUAUAAAAUGGAAAUUAAACCAUAAAUAUGUUGUUUUUUUCAAAUAUUAUUGUCAAAGAAAUAUAAUUAUAUAUUGACUAUAUGAUAUUUAAGAAGUUAGUACCAAUUUUCACAACAGUAUUUUUUCUCACUCACUAUUCCAGUGGAGUGUAUGCAUGCAUGAGCGUUUGUCUGUCUGUCUGUUUGUGUUAAUGAUCACAUGUUUGAAUGUAUAGUAUUGAUUUUGGUGGACAUGAACAGAGAAUAAACUUUAAUUUUUGUAUGUUAAAAUACAAAUGUGAAAAGUG